AUGUACCAUAUGCCCCGGUCUUAAGACUAUGUGACUGCCUACUUCUCUAGCGAGGAAGAGGAGCGCCGUCGAGCUGGCCUUUUGCCAGGUGGCUGCCACUGCCGGCAAAACGAGGACUGCUUAAGUGGUUACUGCUAUCUUAGUGACAGUCUUGGUCCUGAUCCACACGAAGAACGAUGUGCCACCGAGCGCAUCGAGGCUGUGACAAGUUUGGAUCUUGGCUAUGAUACAUUACAUGACCAGUUAUUCACAAUCAUGCACAUCGGAGGCCGCGAUGCCGGUAGGCGAUCCUGUAAUAGCAAACCAUAUGAUUGCCCAGAUGGUACGGCGCUAGGAUGCCGCACAAAAUGCCUUAUUUUCGACAACCGAGCCAAUGUUAUCAUUGCAGAAGGCUUUCGCAAUGCCACCUUCCUUGAUGAAGCCCGGUACAAAGGCGUUACUCUCGGCAACCAGGAAGGAGAGAUCAUGAAUGAUUUGAUUUACAAGCACAACUUUUUUAACCGAGAGGAGUCGAUUGACUUUCAGGUGAGACUAAACAGACCAUCUUAA
This is a messenger RNA of Protopolystoma xenopodis, 549 nucleotides long. The record is from the annotation of a GenBank genome assembly. NCBI's taxonomy places the organism in Eukaryota, Metazoa, Platyhelminthes, Monogenea, Polystomatidea, Polystomatidae.